AUGUCUCGUGCGUGUUUGAAUAUGGAAAUACGAAAACUGAAACCGGUUGAACUAUAUAAGUUAGGAACUAUAUUAAGUGUAUCCGAUAAUUGGAAAAAACUAAUGGCUAUUGUGCCAAAAGAAGAAAAUGUUUCCAAAUUCAGCAGUGAGCAUAUCGAGAUGAUUGAACAAGCCGCACAUCAACAUAACCGUAAUGCAGCAGAGAUAUUUUUAGAUGAGUGGAGUACUAUGGGAAGAGAAAGGCCAACAUUGGAACUUUUAUUGGGUCUUCUUAUAAAAGCUGAAUUAUUCAGAGCUGCUGACUACAUAGCAUGCGAUAUAUUACUACAGGAGAGACCAGAGAGGCCAGAAUAUGGUCCAAUUGCUUCUAUUGAUACAAGCGAUGCGAUGAUACAUAAAAUAUUAGAAGAACAGAUACUUCCAAAAGACACAUCUGAUGACUCGCUGGUAUUAGAAUCCUCUUUCAAAUUAGAGGUUAAUAAAAUAUAUCAUGAUGACAAGAAAUUUGAUGACUUACAAGAAGCUGCCAAUAAAAAUUCAUCAGAAGCAACUGAUGAUGCUUUAAUUUGUAAGAAAUCUACAGAUGCUGCUAGUGAAAUUGUGUCGGAUUUAAUGAAAUUCACUAUGGCAGAUUCUUGUGAGACAAUGGACAAAUAUAUAGCUCAUAGUGUGGUUUCAAUAGCUGAAGAACAAUUACCUGUUCCUAUAAUUUUUGGUGAUCCAAAAGAGCCAUCAAAUAUAAGAAAACAAUAUUGCCAAGAAGUAACAUCUCAAGAAUUGCCAGUGUUUGUUAAUUGUCCUGUGCAAUUUACAAUGCCUAAUGAGGAAGUGCCUUCUGAACGUUUGCCAGUAUUUCUUAACAAUCCUGUGCAAUCAACAAUGUCUAAUAAGGAAGCAUCUUCUGAAUAUUUGCCAGUAUUUCUUGACAAUUCUAUACAAUUUACUACACUUUCCAAUAAAGAAAUAUCUUCUUCUGACAUUCCACUUUGUUUAAAAUGAUAAUUUUAUAAUAUAAAUAUAAAUUAAUAUAAAUAUAAUAUAUAUAAAUAUAUAUUAAUAUAAAUAUAAAUUUUAUAAUAUAAAUAUAAUUUUAUAUUCAAUUUUGUAAUAACUAGUAGCAUUAAUAUAUACAAAAUAAUACAUAUAUAAAGUUUAUUUACGAACAAAAUGUAUAUACACAGCCCCAGAGUACACUUCUCAAAUGAAGAAAAUAAGUUCUGUGAUGCAAUGAUAAUAGAUUACUUCUUUUUUCUUUUCAGUUUCUCUGUGUAUUUGUGUGCCUUAUACUGAGACUUCUUUUCUUCAAUAAUCUCUUUGUAUCUGCACUUAUUAUAUUUUGUAAACUCUA
Odontomachus brunneus is the source of this 1348-nucleotide messenger RNA. RefSeq lists its product as uncharacterized. The transcript has 3 exons. Lineage: Eukaryota; Metazoa; Arthropoda; Insecta; Hymenoptera; Formicidae. Bases 1 to 999 code for a protein of 332 amino acids. The record is from RefSeq and is a predicted model, not a curated record.